This is a messenger RNA of Phasianus colchicus (ring-necked pheasant), 2689 nucleotides long. It is a transcript of the gene DMC1, whose product is annotated as DNA meiotic recombinase 1. Gene Ontology annotation, biological process: chromosome organization involved in meiotic cell cycle; DNA strand invasion; mitotic recombination. The record is from RefSeq and is a predicted model, not a curated record. Gene Ontology annotation, molecular function: single-stranded DNA binding; ATP hydrolysis activity; ATP binding. Gene Ontology annotation, cellular component: condensed nuclear chromosome; nucleus. Lineage: Eukaryota; Metazoa; Chordata; Aves; Galliformes; Phasianidae.
GGGUGCUCAGAGCCCCUCCAGCCUGACCUUGGAUGUCUCCGGGGAUGGGGAUCCAGCACUACUUUGGGCAACCUGUUCAGAAGUCUGUUUACACAUGUAUUAGCUGUUGUGGAGCCACUUAGCAGCACCAAAAAGAUCACUCCCUGCACGUGCACUCCGUCCUGGAGUAAAAGCAUGCUUUGUGAAGGGAUUCAUCUUUAGGCUAAAGGACUGCCUGCCUAAGCGCUCUUCUGGAACAGUUCUAGUGGAAUAAUGCCGUUUUCAAAAGCUGUGCCAGCCAGUUCCUCUCUGCAGACAGAGCCUUAGGCACUCAGAAUCCAGGCACGGACAUAAACUGCUCGAUUUUUCAGGCGCCCGCGGUGCAUGCGCUCAGCGUUGUGCUGCGGGGGGACACCGAGGCAGCAGGCAGCGCCAUUGCCCUCAUUCCCUGGGCGGGAAGGGCGGGGCGCUGCCUCAGGAGGAGGAGCUCAGGGCGGUGCUGGGGCUGAGGACUGCAGGAAGGCACAGGUCUGCGGCUGCCUGGUUUUUCUGCUGGGAGGUGCCAGUUGCCUCAGGUACCAAUCGAUACUUUAUUGCCUGUUCUUUCACAAUGAAGGCCAUGGAGGAUCAAGUAGUCCAAGAAGAAUCUGGAUACCAGGAUGAUGAGGAAUCCUUUUUUCAGGACAUUGACCUGCUACAAAAGCAUGGGAUUAACGUGGCAGAUAUUAAAAAACUGAAGUCAGUUGGGAUCUGCACUAUCAAAGGAAUCCAGAUGACAACAAGACGAGCACUGUGCAAUGUAAAAGGGCUUUCAGAGGUCAAAGUGGACAAGAUUAAAGAAGCUGCAAAUAAGCUGAUUGAGCCAGGCUUUCUAACUGCAUUUGAGUACAGUGAAAAACGGAAGAUGGUAUUUCAUAUUACUACUGGCAGCCAGGAAUUCGACAAACUUCUGGGUGGUGGGAUUGAAAGCAUGGCAAUCACUGAGGCCUUUGGAGAGUUUCGGACAGGCAAAACACAGCUAUCUCAUACCCUGUGUGUGACAGCUCAGCUGCCCGGGCCCAACGGCUACACUGGUGGAAAGAUUAUCUUCAUUGAUACUGAAAACACUUUCCGACCAGACCGUCUCCGUGACAUUGCUGAUCGUUUCAAUGUUGACCAUGAUGCAGUCCUUGACAACGUGCUGUAUGCACGUGCAUAUACCAGUGAACAUCAGAUGGAAUUGCUUGACUAUGUAGCAGCCAAGUUCCAUGAGGAAGCUGGUAUCUUCAAACUACUGAUCAUUGACUCCAUCAUGGCACUCUUCCGUGUGGAUUUCAGUGGUCGUGGAGAGCUGGCUGAACGACAACAGAAACUCGCUCAGAUGCUGUCCAGGCUCCAAAAAAUAUCAGAAGAAUAUAAUGUGGCUGUGUUUGUGACCAAUCAGAUGACUGCUGAUCCAGGAGCAACUAUGACCUUUCAGGCAGACCCAAAGAAGCCCGUUGGGGGCCACAUCCUUGCUCAUGCUUCAACUACCCGAAUUAGUUUGAGGAAAGGGAGAGGGGAGCUGCGUAUUGCAAAGAUAUACGACAGUCCUGAGAUGCCUGAAAACGAAGCCACAUUUGCAAUAACUCCUGGAGGGAUUGGAGAUGCCAAAGAAUAGGCAGAAAACUCAUGCAAAAGUACAGCUGAUAACCACCAAGGCAGCGAGUUGGGAUGAAGAUUUGUGCAAGCUCGCUGUCUCCCCAACUGCAUUUUUAUCUUCUUGGAACAAUUUGAGAGGUUUUGAGAUAAACUGUGUGCUUCAGUGUUUAUUCAUCUUAACAGAAGUUGGUUCAUUUUGGGUCUUCUCUUUUCAAUUGACAAUAAAUAGCUGAUGGAAACGGCAAAAGCCCAAGAACUUUGUGGAGUUUCACGUGCAGAAGAAAAAAAAUAUAUAAUAAUUACCUGAAAUACCUUCACAUUGAUCAGAUUAUUUAUUUAUGCACUUUUACUUUUUGGAGAGAAUGACCUCAAGUUGUUUACACUAAAGCUAAUAAUAAAGAUAUAAAAUCAGAACAGCAUUUGACCCGUGUUUGGGUGCUUUGCAUCCAGCCCUACUCUCAGUCAUCUCCCACGGGAGAAAUAAGCCAGAUGCAACCCAACCUUUUGAAACCCGUUUGGGGUACCUCAAGCCAUUUUCUCCCAGCCAGGAGAAAGCAGACAUCAUGGCUGCUGUCCCUCCCGCCGCUGCCCGGGCGCUGAGCCCACAGCCCCCAGGCAACCUGCGAGGGAGCCCCAAGCCCACCGAACCCGCGCAACCCGCAGCAGCCCCUACAGCCCUCGGCCCCGCCGCCGCAGCACCGCUGUUGUUGUCUCCUCCACGGGGGCAGCCGGCGCCUGGCCGAACGGCCGUAUUCUCUAAGCGCCGCUACGCUGCACGAUUAGCGUAAUCCUCCGACCCUCUGCCAGCCCUUCCCGCACAGCCCGCGGAAGAAUUUUACGCAAAACGAUCGGGCUCUUCCUGCUCUACGUCAGCCUGAGUUACGCAAGCUGCGUACGCCGUACGCUUACGUAACGUACGCCUCGGCCUAGCUUUUCCCUACCCUCUAGAAGGGGUUACGCGAUGGGCUCCUUGCGUAGCUGACUUUGAGGAAUAAGAAGAGCGAUACUCUGUUUCCUGCCCGCCUCGCGCUGGGGCAGCUUAAGUAUAGAACGCUACGCAACUUUCGUAUCUCGCUCUCCGUUCGGAGCA